Molecule: messenger RNA, 521 nt
Organism: Plutella xylostella (diamondback moth)
Lineage: Eukaryota; Metazoa; Arthropoda; Insecta; Lepidoptera; Plutellidae
Product: cuticular protein RR-1 motif 33
Cellular component (GO): chitin-based extracellular matrix
Molecular function (GO): structural constituent of chitin-based larval cuticle
Source: RefSeq, a predicted model, not a curated record
GUUGGCAUCCAGACCCCAGGUUGAUCACCCCUGCGUUAUCAUGAUUCUUAUAGUUAUGUCUGCGAUGUUGGUGACUGUUUUUGCCCAACCUCAAGUUCAGAAGGGUACUGACCCCAUACCGAUACUCAAACAAGAGUUUGAAGGGCCUAACGUGGACGGGUCUUAUAAAUGGCUAUACGAAACAGGCAACGAGAUAAAUGCCGAGGAGUCUGGUUAUGUGAAGAACUUCGGCCAAGGGGAGGGCAAGGAGGUGCAGGUGGCCGAGGGGAAGUUCAGCUAUAAGGCGCCAGAUGGCGCUGUUAUAGCGUUGUCGUAUAUUGCGGACGAAAAUGGAUUCCAACCUCAGGGUGACCAUCUGCCGACUCCACCACCGAUUCCUCCGGCAAUUUUGAAGGCUCUCGAGUAUUUGAAGACUUUGCCCCCUACGGAUACACAACCUCAGAAUAAGCCAUUUCAGCCUAAAAGAUUUUAGUACGUCACGAAUAAAUUCAUAAGAGUUAGGUAAUGAAAUUAUCUACCAA